Molecule: messenger RNA, 1845 nt
Organism: Marasmius oreades (fairy-ring Marasmius)
Lineage: Eukaryota; Fungi; Basidiomycota; Agaricomycetes; Agaricales; Marasmiaceae
Exons: 13
Coding region: 1-1845 (614 amino acids)
Source: RefSeq, a predicted model, not a curated record
AUGGCCUUUACUCGAAGUCGGGCCAAUAGCACAUCUUCGUACAAUACAGUCCUCGAUGACUUCCAGCCAAGUCCACUCGGUAUCAAGUUGGCGCAGCCUCGAGAACGGCCUUUGAAGAGUCGCGUUAUGGCUUCAAGCUGUGCUGAUAGCGUUGUGCCCUCUGGUAUGGAAAAGCCAAGAAGGUCAGAACGGUUGGAAGGAGGUCGGACUCACAGGGUUUCGCCCCCACGAGGGUUACCGAAGGCUCGACCAGUGGUAUUAUUGCGUACACAGGCAGAAAUGGCACUAAAAUAUUCCGAGAAACCGAAGCCAUCGAGCUUGUCUUCUUCGAAGCUGCCGCUGUCAGUACCCAACCUUCCGGAUGGCCAUACCGCUCUAGUUAAGAAGGCGCAAGUUGCCUUUCCUACAAAAGGUUCAAACGCUUCCAGUCAAUCGGCGUUGGAAACGCUUACAAUCGUGGAGCGUUUGGAGAAUGAACUCAAGCUCAUGAAGGAGAAAGUGUGCCACGUUGAGGUCGAACACCAACGCGUUCUCCAGAAAUCUAGUGCUGCAUCACUGCUGAAGGACCAGGAAAUCAAAGAACUCAAGGCGGAAUUGCACAAGUCCAGUAUGGACGUCUUGUUUUUUUCAAGAAUGGCCGAUUCGUAUAAGGCCAGCUAUUUCGAGCUACUUACGGGCAAGAAGAGCAGGGUGUCGUCGUCUCUCGAUGAUGACACUGAAAGCAAUAUGGACAAAGAAGGCGAAAUGGAUAUCGAUGAAGCAAGCCCGCUUUUCUACAGAGUUUCGACCGUCUAUGAGAAUGAGUCGGGCGAUCAGCAAACACUCCGAGACAACGAUGAAGGUGGAACUCCUGUCGAUGAAGCUGAUGAAGAUGUGGAACUCCGUAGGCCGACUAAGCGCCGGAAAGUGGACCGAAUGACUAUUGAGGACCAGCUAACGGAUGUACUCGAUCCAGUAUCCGGACAGUACCAAACGAUCGCACCCGACAAUUCCAAGUCUUCUCAUAUCAUCUUCACAGUCUUUGCGUCCGAUCAUGAUAGUCUCGUUAUUCACGCUCCAGUUCGACUGAGGGCUUCUCAAACCCAAAACAGAACAAAUAUAUCCAGCUAUGACUUGGGGAAGGAGGUCGGCUUUUUACUCUUUCUCAACGACCAACUCGGACUCCGCAUUCCCAAGAACGAGUUGUCACUACUGUCACCAAUGGAACUCGUCGCGAAGGUGUACCUUGUCGAUGUAGCCUCCCAAACUUCCGACGAGAUCGAUGCGUUUCUCAAAGGACUAACUCUUCAAGAUGAAGGUUGCAUUCUUCGACUUUCGGAUUCUUGUGGGAUGCAGAUUGGAUUGCCGGUUAGGACGAAUAUGAGAGCAGCUCCGAUAUGGAUAGAACCGGUCCCCAAGAAGAUGGCCCAUUCAGCUAUCGAAAAGGCAGUAAAGAACAGUUUGGUCCAGGUCGAAUCAUUGCAAGGCUGUCGGCGGGUUGAAGGGACGGAGACGAUGAGAGGUCAUAUCCAUUGGAGGGGUGAUGCAUCGGGUGUGCUUUGGGAUCUGUUGUGGGGUGGGAAGACGGUGGCAGUACAGUUUGGAAAAAAGAAAGGAGAAAUCAGUCGGAUGGAAUUCUGUCCGUUUUGCUCAUACGACUGUAUGGGUCAGGCAUGGCCACCUAUUGAGAGCUGCAGUACUCUUCGAUCCCUCGAAGACUUUGAAUUGUUCGAAUUCAAAGAUGUAGUUCCUCCUACUUCCACUUCGUCAGCCUCGAGAAUCGUGGUCCCAAAGAAACCAGAUCUUCGACUGCGCCAGAACCACGACUCAGCCGGUCGCCGUCGUCGGGAUAGGGAGAAGAAGUAA